Molecule: messenger RNA, 894 nt
Organism: Cyanidioschyzon merolae strain 10D
Lineage: Eukaryota; Rhodophyta; Bangiophyceae; Cyanidiales; Cyanidiaceae
Product: probable plastid-specific ribosomal protein PSRP-1 precursor
Exons: 1
Coding region: 1-894 (297 amino acids)
Biological process (GO): negative regulation of translational elongation; primary metabolic process
Cellular component (GO): cytosolic small ribosomal subunit
Molecular function (GO): ribosomal small subunit binding
Source: RefSeq, a predicted model, not a curated record
AUGGUUUUCAUCAGCAGCGUGCUCUUCUCCAACAGAACGCAAUGGUUCUUGAAACUGCGUACGCGUAGUUGUGGUGUGUCAGGUGGCCGCCACGGUAGCAGCGUGCAGCAGGUACCUGCGCUAAGCCCGGUAACCAGACUCGGCAACAGUCGCGUCCGAGUCGCCUCGCCGAGGUGUUUGCGCAUGAGUGCGCCAACAACCACACCCAUCACGGUCACCGGCGAUAAUAUUGACUUGACUUCGGCGCUCCGUGAACAUGUUCUGGACAAAAUCGGGCACGUAGUGGAAAAGUUUCCAGGACUGGUGACCCGAGUCGAAGUGCACCUGUCUGUGGCGCAUAACCCGCGCAUCAAGAACGCGCACGACUGCGAAGUGACGGCGUAUGCGCGUGGGCGAGUGCUUCGUGCGUCUGUAAAAAUGGAGAAUAUGUAUGCUGCGAUAGAUCUGACAGCAGAUAAACUGAAGCGCACGCUCCGAAAAUACAAGGAGCGAUUGCAUGAGCACAGUCCCACUGCAGAUCUGGUCGAAGUUGCGCUUUUGGAAGACCGACGGACCCGAGCAUCCUCUCCGAGCGCACCUGUGGAGUCCAUGGACGGGUUGGCUUCCGUGCCGGCAACGAGCCCUGUUCCGGUGGAUGACGGAGCGCCCUACGAAGGUAGCAAGCAUCGCCGAGAGGUAGAGUCUGAACUGGAAGAGAUGGGUAUCGAGCCGAGCCGCGAAGUCGUGCGGAAGAAGCGCUUCCCUAUGCCGCUGCAGACAGUCGAGGAAGCGGUACUUUGCUUGGAUUACAUCGAUCAUGAUUUUUACGUUUUCCGCAAUGCCGACACCGGCGAAGUCAAUGUCGUCUAUCGCCGGAGGCAUGGGGGCGUGGGCCUCAUCGAACCCGAAUCCUAA